CCUAGCCCCAUCUUUUAUUGGGUGCUGUCCAGCUAGUGCUGUGUCUUUAAGGAAGUUGAAGCUGCUAAAAGUGAGUGAGAGAGAGGGAAAAAAAGAAAAAAAAUUUGGCAUCUCUUCCCCCUCGAGUUUCUGGUGUCACUUAUGAAACACGGGUCCUUGUUGCUGCAGAGAAGCAGUUGUUUUGCUAGAAGGAGGGAGUGUCCGGGCUGUCUGGGCUCCCUUCCUGCAGCCUGCUCUCAGCGAGGCCCCAGGCACCCUGUCUGGGGAAGGGCGGGCACGGGCGAGCGGUUCGAAGGUGGGGCAGGAACCAGGGUGCCCCUUCCUCCAGCCUCCGCAUCCUCCCUGCACGCCCGGUGGCCCCGCAGCCUGCCCUGGGCCAACUCUGUCUUUUGUUGGUCUUUGGUCCCAUCUUAGAAGUGGAUCCGCUUGGCUAAGAAAGAGUAGUUUGAAGGAGGUAGGAUGCAGGAGCUGCGUUUGCUCUGCUGGGCGGUCCUCCUGGGCCUAGCGCAGGCCUGUCCUGAGCCCUGCGACUGCGGCGAGAAGUACGGCUUCCAGAUCGCCGACUGCGCCUACCGCGACCUGGAGGCCGUGCCACCCGGCUUCCCUGCCAACGUGACCACGCUGAGCCUGUCGGCCAACCGGCUGCCAAGCUUGCCAGAGGGCGCCUUCCGGGAGGUGCCCCUGCUGCAGUCGCUGUGGCUGGCGCACAACGAGAUCCGUGUGGUGGCCGCCGGUGCCCUCGCCCCUCUGGGCCAACUCAGGAGCCUGGACCUCAGCCACAACCUCAUCUCCGACUUUGCCUGGAGCGACCUGCACAACCUCAGUGCCCUCCAGCUGCUCAAGAUGGACAGCAACGAGCUGACCUUCAUCCCCCGGGACGCCUUCCGCAGCCUUCGUGCCCUGCGCUCGCUGCAGCUCAACCACAACCGCCUGCACGCGCUGGCCGAAGGCACCUUCGCGCCUCUCACCGCUCUGUCCCACCUGCAGAUCAACGAUAACCCCUUCGACUGCACCUGCGGCAUCGUGUGGUUCAAGACGUGGGCCCUGACCACGGCCGUGUCCAUCCCGGAGCAAGACAACAUCACCUGCACUUCGCCCCACGUGCUCAAGGGCACGCCGCUGAACCGCCUGCUGCCGCUGCCUUGCUCGGCGCCCUCGGUGCAGCUCACCUACCAGCCCAGCCAGGAUGGUGCCGAGCUGCGGCCGGGCUUCGUGCUGGCCCUCCACUGCGACGUGGAGGGGCAACCGGCCCCCCAGCUCCACUGGCACAUCCAGACGCCCGGUGGCACCGUGGAGAUCACCAGCCCCAACGUGGGUGCCGACGGGCGUGCCCUGCCCGGGGCCCUGGCCGCCGGCGGCCGGCCUCGCUUCCAGGCCUUUGCCAACGGCAGCCUGCUCAUCCCAGACUUUGGCAAGCUGGAGGAGGGCACCUACAGCUGCCUGGCCACCAACGAGCUAGGCAGUGCGGAGAGCUCAGUAAACGUGGCACUGGCCACACCGGGCGAGGGUGGGGAGGAUGCGCUGGGGCGCAGGUUCCACGGCAAAGCGGCUGAGGGUAAGGGCUGCUACACGGUUGACAACGAGGUACAGCCCUCAGGGCCAGAGGACAACGUCGUCAUCAUCUACCUCAGCCGCGCGGGGGGCCCUGAGGCUGCAGCAGUGGGAGGAGGGGCCCCUGGGAAGCAGCCCCCGGGCCUGUUCCUACUAGGCCAGAGCCUCCUCCUUCUCUUCCUCACUUCCUUCUAGCCUUCCCCCCCCCGUCCCCACCCCCCCUCCCUCCCCUGACUCUGUGGAUGUCCCUUAUAAUAAGCAACACCUGGGUCUGAGGGUGGCGACUCCCAAGGCCGGUGUGGGGGACUUCACAUCUUCCUACCUCCCUUCUCACCUCCUCUGGAACCCUCACCACCCCCGACUUCUAAACUUGCUCAAAGCUAGUGACUAGACCAGAAUUUGAUCCCAUACUCACCGUGUGCGGUGCUGAUUGCUGCUAACCACAUGGCCCGUGCUCCCCCAUCAGGGCAGCUCGCUAACAGGGCGAUGCCCUAACCCCCCGGGGGAAGCCCUACCGAUGGAAUUGCAGGCACUGGGUCCGACCAGCUGGCAAAGGCUGGGGGCACAGGGUUGGGGCCGGGGGCUUGGCAGGGAAGUGACCUGAAGCAGACAGGGAAUAGGGUCUCGGGCGGUGGCUGGCAUAGCUUUGGGCUCUUGGUGACCCGCUUGAGUUCCCGCUGCCUCCUGGCAUUCCCUGAUGAUCUGGGGGCUCGGGAGUCUGUGCCCUGAUCUCAGACAGGAUCGGAGGAUCCGGGAUGGCCUUCAUCUCCUCCCACCCUGUGCCCCUCCACCCCGGACACCUAUCCUGCCUUUCUCUCCAAGUAUGCAUCUGUAGCCUGCCCCUCCAAAGAGGCUAGCCGUCCCAGGGGGCGGCCGAGAAAUAAACAGCAUUUCUGAUGCUCC
Messenger RNA from Herpailurus yagouaroundi (jaguarundi), 2454 nucleotides. RefSeq names its product immunoglobulin superfamily containing leucine rich repeat (gene ISLR). The record is from RefSeq and is a predicted model, not a curated record. The coding region runs from base 460 to 1746 and encodes 428 amino acids. The transcript is spliced from 2 exons. Lineage: Eukaryota; Metazoa; Chordata; Mammalia; Carnivora; Felidae. Gene Ontology annotation, molecular function: protein binding.